Messenger RNA from Dermochelys coriacea (leatherback sea turtle), 2938 nucleotides. RefSeq names its product neuropeptide Y receptor type 1-like. The coding region runs from base 111 to 1214 and encodes 367 amino acids. Gene Ontology annotation, molecular function: neuropeptide binding; pancreatic polypeptide receptor activity. Gene Ontology annotation, biological process: G protein-coupled receptor signaling pathway. Gene Ontology annotation, cellular component: neuron projection; plasma membrane. The transcript is spliced from 3 exons. The record is from RefSeq and is a predicted model, not a curated record. NCBI's taxonomy places the organism in Eukaryota, Metazoa, Chordata, Testudines, Dermochelyidae.
GGAGCGCAGCGGAGACGCGAGCCCGGAGCGGGGCCAGACACUGCGGAGCGGGGCCGGACCGGAGCCAGGCUGGGGACGCUGUAAGCAGAGUGUCCUGCCCCCGGCAGAGGAUGGACGAGCUGCUGAAGCUCAUGUACCUGAACAUCUCGGAGCGGCUGAGCCUGCCCUGGGAGCAGGACGGGCCGUGCGGCCCCUCGGUGGGGAACAGCACCGUCCUGGUUGUGGCCUACAGCGCCCUGCUGGCCGUGGGGCUGGUGGGGAAUCUGUGCCUGCUCUGUGUCAUCACCCGGCACAAGGAGAUGAGGAACGUCACCAGCAUCUUCAUUGCCAACCUGGCCUGCUCCGACCUGCUGAUGAGCGUGGUGUGCCUGCCCGUCACCGUCAUCUACACCCUCAUGGACCGCUGGGUGCUGGGCGAGUUCCUGUGCAAGGCCAGCCCCUUCGCGCAGUGCGUCUCCGUCACCGUCUCCAUCCUCUCACUGGCCUGGAUCGCCCUGGAGCGGCACCAGCUCAUCAUCAACCCCACCGGGUGGAAGCCGGGGGCCACCCACGCCUACCUGGCCGUGAGCGUCACCUGGCUGGUGUCGGGCUGCGUCUCCCUGCCCUUCCUCGCCUUCAGCGUCCUGACGGACGAGCCCUUCCGCAACCUCAGCCUGCCCUUCGACGCCUUCGCCGGCCACCUGGUGUGCGUGGAGAAGUGGCCGUCGGACGGGCACCGCCUGGCCUACACCACCGGGCUGCUGUUCGGCCAGUACUGCCUGCCCCUGCUGCUCAUCCUGGCCUGCUACUGCCGCAUCUUCCUGCGGCUGCGGCACCGGCGGGACAUCCUGGAGCGGCCCACGCACGGGUCCCGCGCCGCCAGCCACCGGCGGGUCAGCGUCAUGCUGGCCUGCCUCGUCGCUGCCUUCGCCGUGUGCUGGCUGCCCCUGACCGUCUUCAAUGCCCUGUACGACUGGGCCCACGAGACCAUCUCCGGCUGCUACCACGACCUGCUCUUCUCCCUCUGCCAUCUGGCAGCCAUGGCCUCCACCUGCAUCAACCCCGUCCUCUACGGCUUCCUGAACACCAACUUCCAGCAGGAGCUCAAAGUCCUGCUCCACCACUGCAGCUGUGCUGCGGAGACGGACACGUACGAGAGCGUCCCCCUGUCCACCGUCAGCACCGAGGUCUCCAAGGCCUCGCUGCGCAGCGGGGCGGUCGCCACCGACGCCUGACGUCUGGCUGCCCCCAGCGCCUGGUGCCAGGAGCAGAACCCGCCAUAGCCUUGCCCGGCGGGCGGGGGAUACUGCUCUGCUGUAUGCACUCUCUGCAUGUCUAGGGCAGCCCCCCGCCCCUCCCUCGGGCACAGCUCAGAUCCAGAGAGAGCCUGGGAGUGAGCUCUGGGGAAUCCCAAAGAAACCAGCCAGAGCCUGGCCACGGGAAGCCCUGGGCUCUGAGCCCGGCUCUGAUGCGCGUCCCCUGCGGAGCCACUCACUCAGGCUCCAGUUUUCAGCCUGGUGAUUCUCAGAGUGGCCUGAGGCACCCCAGGAAUGCAGGAGCAGUGGGUGUCUGACUGGCCCACAUGGUGCCUCGUCCCAGCUCCAUAGAUCGGGUCCCGGCUGGGUUUGCCAAAGGGCUGGGCUGCAGGGGCUCAGCACCUGUGGAAAUCGGGCGCUGGACUCUGUGCGGCUUUCAGCCUAGAGACUUUUGGCCUUCAUCUCUCUGUCGCCGUUUCCCCAGCAUUCAGAUGGGGCUGUUAACACUUCGCUGUCGCACAUCUUGGGAGGGGUGUGGCAGGCUGAGCGGCACUGUCAUAGGGUUAAGCAUCGUUAUCACAUCACAUCCCUGCUUGGGUCCUUUUGGCAAGUAAUGGAUGAGCUAAUUUUCAAAGGGGGACAACCCCCCCGCCAUGCACAGAUGGUGGGUGCAUUGCCAGGCUGGGCGAUUCAAUGUGCAGUCGGGGGUUAGAUCUGCAGCUACUGGAGGCAAACACAAAUUAUUCCAGGUGCAUUUAAAGAAUAUCUUGACUCGGUCUAUUGUAUCCUAGGCAAUCCUGCCAGGGUCAUUGAUUGCCAUAGUAUCUGAGCACCGUCACACCUAACUACCCAGCAGCACAUGCGAACAGCUGACUUGUGCAAGAAAAUAGCCAUUUUCAUGUGUAACUGGGACAUUAGCACUUAGUUUGAGUCCUGUGAAAAUUCUGCUGUUUGCCAAACAAUACACAGUGCCCUUGAUUUCAGAGAUUUUUGAUGAUCUCCUAAAACUCCCAAAUGCCUGAUUAAAAAAAAAAAAAAAAGAGGAAAAAAAGAAACCGACAUUCCUUUACCUCACUUUCUGGUAUUUUGAAGUGAAAAAAGAAGCUAUCGGGCUGGGCUGUUAAAGGGGCGCUGUGGAGAGGUGGUUCACUUUUCUUCUAAAAGCAAAAUCCCCUUCUCUGUGACUCCGGUAACACCUUAGAUUAUUCAACUGGAAAAGAAUUCCAAAAUCUAAUUUACUUUUCACCGUUGAGUUUUGUGCUUCAUUCUCCUUUCAGUCACAUGCCUUUACCCAGUGACUGCAGAGGUGAUAUUCCUGAUUUCCACCAACGUCAGGAAGUGGAGAAUUUCCCCCCCCCUCAGAUAUUUCCCGCGAGCUCACUCAGUCACUUGCAGAGUCGGUAUCUGACCAGAAUCGCUUUCCGGGGCUCGGAGGUUGCAGUGGUUGGGGCUAACGGGACAGAGGGACCCGGCAUUCGAACAGCUGUUCUUCUGGACACUUGUAAAUCAUUUUGAGUUUGCUUGAUCCAAUCCAGGAGCUUAGCUAAUGGGUUCCUUUUACCCAGUGAUGAGCUGCCAAAAUCUUAACAGCCGGUUUCCUCCACAUACCAUGAGGGGGGUCGUGGCCCACCCCCACCCCCGGGACUCCUGCCCCAUCCCACCCUCCGCGUUCCUUGAUGCCCCCCGAACCCCUGCCCCAUCCA